Messenger RNA from Pollicipes pollicipes, 2451 nucleotides. RefSeq lists its product as uncharacterized. NCBI's taxonomy places the organism in Eukaryota, Metazoa, Arthropoda, Thecostraca, Pollicipedomorpha, Pollicipedidae. The record is from RefSeq and is a predicted model, not a curated record. Bases 218 to 904 code for a protein of 228 amino acids. The transcript has 2 exons.
GCACGAGUUGAGGUCGCCGCUAGCGCGCCAGACAGCGGACGGCGGACGGAGCGCCGGACAGCGGACAGCGGGUCGGACGGCGGACGGAGCGCCGGACAGCGCGCCGGACAGCGGACAACGGGUCGGACGGCGGACGGAGCGCCGGACAGCGCGCCGGACAGCGGACAGCGGGACGGACGGCGGGCGGAGCGCCGGACAGCGCGUCGGACAGUGCAAUAUGCAGGUGGAGCUGAUGCUCCAGCCGGAGGUCGUCUCGCGAUGUCUGUCGCUUCACCCGCGAGACCGCGUCGGCUUCCUGCACUGUGUGUGCGAGCACGAGGACCGGCUCGGCUGCCCGUCGGCGCUCGAGACGUCGACAGCGGCGCCGACGACGACGUCGCCGCCGGUGGCGGUCGACUGGUCACGCAGCUACAGCGUCUCGGCCGGGCUGUGCGUGGUCUUUCUGAUCAUGUGUGUCGUCAUCAUAGCGCUGCGGGUGCUGCGACGCCGCAGCGAGCCACAGGAAACGAGUCAAAGUGGGACUGCGGCGCGCCCGGCGGCCGACUCGGACCCGCCGCCGUACGACGUGGUGGUGCAGCAGCCGCCGCCCUACCUCAGCUUAGAGCCACCGCCCUACUCGGAGCUCGAUACGGACAAGUGCCCCGCGGCGCUUGCGUGCGGCCGCCCCGGCAGCGGGCUCGCGUCGGUGAUCACCGACCGCGCGACGGCGACCCCUGACCCUGAGGUGGGGGUCAGUGACCCUGACGCGACGGUCAGCGACCCUGACGCGACGGUCAGUGACCCUGACGUGACGGUCAGUGGCCCCGAAGCGGCGGGCCGUGGCCUGGCGUCGGAGUCGGGGGCGGGCGGCUUGGACACAGCACCGGAGGCGUCGCCGGAGAACAGAGACGGGUGUGCGGCGUGACGGGGAGCGAGUACAACGCCUCCCCGAGGAGGACGCUCCUCGGACGCUGAUGCUCAAGAUGUCUGCAGAUGGAUGUUCAGCUAGUGGAUCUGGAUGGCGCCUCUUGGUUGUGUGAUGGGGAUACAAAAGUGGUGUCCCGUUGUUAGAGACCUCCAGUGCACAUUUUGCCUUGGAUGCCUCGCUAUUCGUCAUGUUCACCAUGCUGCAGUGCGGCGGCUUCAGGAGCUUAUCACCUUGUUGGAAGGUUGUUGAGUGUUACUGUUGCGUGAUAUUUGAUGGGUUAGUCUGACAUGAGAAUUCCCUCGGGCUGUGCAGAGGUACCUUAUUCAGUAACUCACAGGACAAGCUCCAUUCCCAUGAAAACACGCCGACCGGCUUCUCAGAGCUGUAUCAUUGGAAGCCCCUGUCGUUUGCUAACCUGGGCCCCUCGUAUCAUGCUGGUUAGCGGGAAUUUGAGCGCACCUGUCCUGUUCGUGUAUUGUAUGUGUGUUUGCGUUUGGUCUCUGAAGAAGGCCACGCUCUGGUCGAGCGUGUGUCGUUCUGGCAUUGUCUUCUUGUUGCAGCAUUGUUGUAUGCCCCAGAGCCCGCCCACACCCUUGGUGUUGUUUUUUUAUAGUAGCGAGCGUGCGGUGUAUUUAUUCAUGGACAGACGUCACACAUGUUUGAAAAAGAAUAUAUGACUCGAACUGUACGCUGACUGGUCUGUUCACUUAAAAAAGAAGAAUUUAAGUGCAGUUGCAACUAGUCAAUGACAAAUAUCGGCUAUCAAAUUUGAAGGUGGGAUGCUAAUUAUUUUUUUAACAACGGCCACCGCGUGCGCCGGCUGUAAAUAACCCGAAAAUAUAUUUCACAAACAAGGAAGCAAAAGGAAAAGCAGCAUUUAACCACCAAUACACCAGAGCGAUGCAAUCGUCCGCACAACGAGUAUGUGUCAGAAGAAACUAGCUCGUGCUCCUGACACCGGCCAGCCUGAGCUGAUGCCUGUCCGGUCCGGCCUGUCGGCGCAGAGAGCUGCGUCCGCCGUCUCCGCUGUUACGAGAGGGAUUAACUCGACAUUUGGGAAGCCCGACCAAACAGGGUGAUUUACGACCACUAAUCCUGAAUGUUUGCUGUAGCACUCAAGGACAGAUGGAUAAGCAGGGGCCCUGACGUCGACUUAUAAUAACCUUCUCGACGGAAAACUGCAGUCAUUUUAACCCGUGGCCGCCUCUAAGGGCAUUGGUACCACCUUUGCCGUUUGCAAGAACCUUUGAAACAUUCCAGGCAAGCCAGCUACACUUUGGAAGCUGUUAAGCGAUCAGAAUGACACGUUGCGACACUUUUAUCCCACUUCUGGGUUAGGUUAUGGAGAUAUGACAUCAUUAUUGAACGUUCGCGCAACUGUCUGUGUUCCUGUCAGAAGUAAGUCGAAAUUUCCUUUCCUGAUCUAAAUUUUUCACGUAUCACGUCAACUGGUCAGACUUUACUCCGUUACGUACUUCGUUAUAAGAUUUAAUGCGAGCUUUUUAAAUGGCUGCGUUUCUGGGUACGGAGCUCUCGUGAAGCAA